UAGACGGAUGAGUUAUUGUCAUGUAAAAAGCGCCAGCAAUAAGACCAACCGCUUUGCUAUUGUCCAAGUGGAAAGAGCCAAGUUUAUUAUGAGGACUAUAUGCUCUAGAGACCUCAGACAAGGCAUCUCAUAGGAGGCUUUUUCAUAAAACUAGGCUCUGCUGGUAGUAAGGAGGCCAGUUUGGAGGCAGGCGUUGAGCUGUGCACAUCUCCCCACUCCAGCCACCUUCUCCAUACCCAUCUUUUAUUUCAUUUUUCCACUUGGCUGAGCCAUCCAGAGCCUUUUCAAUGUAUAAAAUGGAAUAUUCUUACCUCAAUUCCUCUGCCUACGAGUCUUGUAUGGCCGGGAUGGACACCUCGAGCCUGGCUUCAGCCUAUGCUGACUUCAGUUCCUGCAGCCAGGCCAGUGGCUUCCAGUAUAACCCGAUAAGGACCACUUUUGGGGCCACGUCCGGCUGCCCGUCCCUCACGCCGGGAUCCUGCAGCCUGGGCACCCUCAGGGACCACCAGAGCAGUCCGUACGCCGCAGUUCCCUACAAACUCUUCACGGACCACGGCGGCCUCAACGAGAAGCGCAAGCAGCGCCGCAUCCGCACCACGUUCACCAGCGCGCAGCUCAAAGAGCUGGAGAGGGUCUUCGCGGAGACGCACUACCCCGACAUCUACACCCGCGAGGAGCUGGCGCUGAAGAUCGACCUCACCGAGGCGCGAGUGCAGGUGUGGUUCCAGAACCGCCGCGCCAAGUUCCGCAAGCAAGAGCGCGCUGCAGCGGCCGCAGCGGCGGCGGCCAAGAACGGCUCUUCGGGGAAGAAGUCUGACUCCUCCCGGGACGACGAGGGCAAAGAGGCCAAGAGCACCGAUCCGGACAGCACUGGGGGCCCGGGCCCCAACCCCAACCCCACUCCCAGCUGCGGGGCGAGCGGCGGCGGCGGCGGCGGCGGGCCCAGCCCCGCCGGAGCCCCGGGGGCGGCGGGACCGGGGGGUCCCGGGGGCGAGCCGGGCAAGAGCGGGGCGGCGGCGGCGGCGGCGGCAGCGGCGGCGGCGGCGGCGGCGGCGGCGGCGGCGGCGGCCGGAGGCCUGGCUGCGGCCGGGGGCCCUGGACAAGGCUGGGCUCCGGGCCCCGGCCCCAUCACCUCCAUCCCGGAUUCGCUCGGGGGUCCCUUCGCCAGCGUCCUAUCUUCGCUCCAAAGACCCAACGGUGCCAAAGCCGCCUUAGUGAAGAGCAGCAUGUUCUGA
Molecule: messenger RNA, 1235 nt
Organism: Dama dama (fallow deer)
Lineage: Eukaryota; Metazoa; Chordata; Mammalia; Artiodactyla; Cervidae
Gene: PHOX2B
Product: paired like homeobox 2B
Exons: 3
Coding region: 288-1235 (315 amino acids)
Biological process (GO): regulation of transcription by RNA polymerase II
Molecular function (GO): DNA-binding transcription factor activity, RNA polymerase II-specific; RNA polymerase II transcription regulatory region sequence-specific DNA binding
Source: RefSeq, a predicted model, not a curated record